AUAGCUCGUACUGGUUAUCCUUUAGUUCAGUUGAGAAUCUGGCCGAUCGUGGCUGCUGUCGGGGUGGGAGGUGCGGCGUUUAGAACCAUUAAGUUUCUCCAUGGAGGGCCUUUGUUUUGAGUUUGACUAUUCAUAUCUUUAGUAGUAGUAGCUGCUUCCGGUUGAUGGAGGGAUGUAAUCUAUGAAGGUGCAUAUCAAGGGCGUCAUACAAUACUAGUGCGAAAAGUGUUUCGACUAGGUUUUAAAAUAUUUCUUGUGUCUGAAAGAUUCUUUUUUGUAAGAUUUUUUUGAGCCUGGUUCAACUGUGGUAAUGGAGAAUUAAUGUUUUCGGAGGUGCCGGGGUGACCUCCUCGUGGAAUUGUUCCAUUGCAUUUUCUAGGAGAACCUUUAUAUAACCUAGCAGUAUUAGUAACUUCAGGAGUAACAGCAAAUGUUGCUCAUUGCUAUAUUAAUUUAUUUAACAGUGUUUGGUUAGGUUCAAAGGAGUUUAAAAGGUACCGAGUAGAGGGAAUAAAAUGAAUAACUGUUACAAUUAUUUUAGGUAUUAUUUUUAUGUCUGUACAGUAUCACGAGUAUCAUGAGUUGCCUUACAGAAUUAAUGACAGGGUGUUCUCUUCAUGUUUCUUUGUUUUAACUGGGUUCCAUGCUAGUCACGUGGUGGCUGGGGCAUUGAUGUUAACUGUUGUCUGAGUGCGUUUAAUACUUUGCCAUUUUAGGAAAGGGCAAGAUUUAUUCUUUGUGAAAUAUACGGUGUGGUAUUGGCACUUUGUGGAUGUAAUUUGAAUUUUAGUUAUUCUAUUUGUAUAUGUUUGACCUUUUUAUACGGGAAAAGUAGUAGGAUUUUUACAAAAGUUUUUUUAG
This is a messenger RNA of Mya arenaria, 861 nucleotides long. The record is from the annotation of a RefSeq genome assembly. NCBI's taxonomy places the organism in Eukaryota, Metazoa, Mollusca, Bivalvia, Myida, Myidae.